UAGCUCAUCUUGGCACGUCGAGACGAUCUACACUGAUCAGCAGCUUGGCAGAGCGAGCGAAAUGGCGAGCGAGCUCGUGGCCAUGGCGCUGCGGUUCCUCCGGGAGUACGUGCGGGUGUCGGACCUUGCCGUGACAGCGGCGGUGCUGUUCGUCUUCAGCGCGGUCAGGAACCGCCUGUCCACCAAGCCGGGCGCGCCCAUGAUGUGGCCGGUGGUCGGCGUCAUCCCGGCCCUCGUCGCGCACUUCGACAACAUCUACGACUGGGGCGCGGCGGCGCUGGCCCGCACCGGUGGCACGUUCCAUUACCGCGGGACGUGGGGCGGGGGCUCCUCGGGUGUCAUCACCUCCGUGCCCGCCAACGUCGAGCACGUCCUCAAGACCAACUUCGCAAACUACCCCAAGGGGCCCUACUACCGGGAGCGGUUCGUGGAGCUCCUCGGCGAGGGCAUCUUCAACGCCGAUGGCGAGGCCUGGAGCGCGCAGCGCAGGGCCGCCAGCACCGAGAUGCACUCGGCGCGGUUCCUCGAGUUCUCGGCGGGCACCAUCGGCGGCCUGGUGCGAGGCAAGAUGCUCCCGCUGCUGGACCGGAUCGCCGAGCGCGGGGAGGCCGUGGACAUGCAGGACUUGCUGCUCCGGUUCACGUUCGACAACAUCUGCGCCGCCGCGUUCGGGAUCGACGCCGGCUGCCUCGCCGAGGGCCUCCCCGACGUGCCGUUCGCGAGCGCGUUCGAGCGCGCCACCGAGCUGUCUCUGGCCCGGUUCGUCACCCCGCCCUUCGUGUGGAAGGCCAAGCGCCUCCUCGGGGUGGGCAGCGAGCGCGCGCUCGUGGAGGCCACGCGCGCGGUCCGUGAGUUCGCCGAGCGGACCGUCGCCGAGCGCCGCGCCGAGCUCCGCAAGACGGGGACCCUGGCCGGCCGCUGCGACCUCCUCUCCCGGCUCAUGUCGUCGCCGCCGGCCGACCUCCCCGGGGGCUACUCCGACGAGUUCCUGCGCGACUUCUGCAUCAGCUUCAUCCUUGCCGGCCGCGACACCAGCUCCGUCGCGCUGGCCUGGUUCUUCUGGCUCCUCGCGUCCCACCCGGACGUGGAGUCCCGCGUCCUCGCCGACGUCGUCCGCGCCGCCGACGCCGACGACAAGAGCGGCAAAAGCAUGGACUACCUCCACGCGGCCCUGACGGAGUCCAUGCGGCUGUACCCUCCCGUCCCCGCCGACUUCAAGGAGGCCCUGGAGGACGACGUGCUCCCGGACGGCACGGCGGUGCGCGCGGCGCAGCGGGUGAUCUACUUCACAUACGCCAUGGGGCGGGACAAGGUCCUGUGGGGCCCCGACUGCCUGGAGUUCCGGCCGGAGCGGUGGCUCGACAAGCGCGGCGCCUUCGCCGGCGGCGCCGAGAGCCCCUACAAGUACGUGGUGUUCAACGCCGGGCCCAGGCUCUGCGUCGGGAAGCGCUUCGCCUACACGCAGAUGAAGGCGGUGGCGGCGGCCGUGCUGGCGAGGUUCCGGGUGGAGGUGCUGCCGGGGCAGGAGGCUGUCAAGCCCAAGCUCAACACCACGCUCUACAUGAAGCACGGCCUCAUGGUGCGCUUCGCCCGCAGGGAGCAGCGCCACGAGCCGGGGCACGCCGUGCCGGCCGCAGGGCAAGUGGAUUGACAUGGGGGAUGUCCAGCCGGCGAAGCACGAAGCUGUGGAAGAACGGAAGAAUAAGCAAGCCACCCAGUCUAGAGGGGUUCAUGAAGACGUACGUGCAGAUUGAGGUGAAUAAGGUCAUGUGAGUCGAUAAAGCAUAUACGUCUAGUGUCAUAUAUACAGUACUUGUAUGUAUACACACACACGUGUGUGUGUGUGUGUGUGUGUGUGUGUGUGUGUGUGUGUGUGUGUUGUGUCAUGUUUGCGCAGUUCUGAUGAAAAUCACACAACUGCGUUUCCCAAUGAGCAGAUGUAUGUGUGUGAUAAGUUCUUUUAUUUUAUUCUAUAUAAAAAGUGUGCGCGAUAAGUCUAGAGGACCAAUUGAUUCUAAA
Setaria italica (foxtail millet) is the source of this 2019-nucleotide messenger RNA. RefSeq names its product cytochrome P450 86B1. The record is from RefSeq and is a predicted model, not a curated record. Gene Ontology annotation, molecular function: monooxygenase activity; iron ion binding; heme binding. NCBI's taxonomy places the organism in Eukaryota, Viridiplantae, Streptophyta, Magnoliopsida, Poales, Poaceae. The coding region runs from base 62 to 1651 and encodes 529 amino acids. The transcript has 2 exons.